Molecule: messenger RNA, 885 nt
Organism: Ogataea philodendri
Lineage: Eukaryota; Fungi; Ascomycota; Pichiomycetes; Pichiales; Pichiaceae
Exons: 1
Coding region: 1-885 (294 amino acids)
Source: RefSeq, a predicted model, not a curated record
AUGUCUGAAAGAGCAGCUGCUCAUUUGACGAGUCAGAUGAUGAAACUUGGUAUGCGCGAAAACGCCUCAAACGCUACACUCCAGGAUAAUGACAGCAUCAAUACAUUAACAUCACGCGGUGGCAAAAACUCAGUCUCGCGGGACACAGAGCCACGCGACAUGCGCGAGACUCUGUCAACGGGCGGCGAGUCACCAGAUCUUCUCGCCACGUCCGUUGGUGUGGACUCCCAGGGAAAUUUGAUCACCUCUGCAUCUAAUAUAUCAUUGCUCUCGCUCAAUCAGCAAGUUGGAACUAUAUCAGCCACAUCAGGCAGUUUCCAGCGAAAUCUGAACCAGCACCGGCUACCUCUAUUGCAAACAUCGUCAUCUUCAUCUAUCCCGCAACAAGGACAAGCCUACCGCAAAUACUCAUUCACAUCGCCAAAAGGUACCACCAGAACCACUCAACCUGUGGCUAUUCUUGCUGCGCCGGAUUCCCCUUCGUUGAUACCCACAUCGCUGGCCGCCUCGCCAUCCAACUUCAAUCUGAACCAGUCUUCUCCGCCCAAUUCCUUCAAGUCACGAAGUUCUUCGUAUCUUGCUGGAUCGAGUUUUAGACUCAAUAAUCGGUUUACUCCACAUUACCCAUUAACUAGAACAGAUUCGAUCCCCAACUCGAUUGGAGGCCGCUCGCCAGAGUUCCUUCCGUCUUCGUUGAACAUGCCUCCGAUGACCCCGCUUAAUUUGUCGGUUCCUUUCGCUUCCGAUGAAAGUCCAUUUGAAAACGAAAGUGACCAAAUCAGCCAAGUCAGUGUCAAGAGCAUCAAAAGCGCAGACAAAAGCCCAAAGGUUUACCAUUCCGAAGGUCCGGUUUUCGCCGAACAAAUACAGGAUUCAGACCUCUAA